AUGCGGACCCUUUUUGGGGACAUUCCAAUCGCGCUUUGGCAGGCAUCCAGUCUCCACGACUUCACCACUCGACUCCUGAAAUUGAACAACGGGACUUUGUUGCUCAGCGGCCCCAUGUUCCUCAACGGGGACAUGAUCAUCACCAGCGACCCCAUGAACGCCCACCACGUCCUCAGCAGAAACUUCACCAACUACGAGAAAGGCCGCGAUUUCAAGGCAAUCAUGGACGCCUAUGGUGACGGCAUCAUCAACUCUGACGGCGAGUCGUGGAAGCUCAAGAGGCAGCUCGUCCACUCCCUGAUCAACACCAAGGAGUUCGAAGAUCACGUCAUGAAAGUCAUGGCGGUCAAGUUGGAGCACACCUUGUUCCGCAUCCUCGAUGAUUGUGCGUCAUCAUCCGAGGUUGUUGACAUCCAGGAUGUGCUCAAAAGGUUCAUGUUCGACAACAUCUGCCUGUUGGUAUUGGGGUUCGAUCCUGGCUACCUGCGGCCUGCUGGACUACUACUUUCCACUACUACUCCUACAUUGUUGUGUGGCAAAGCAUUUGAUGAUCUGAAGGAGGCUGUCGUGUACCGCCACAUUGUCCCCAAAUUCCUGUGGAGAAUCCAAAAGAGGCUUGAUGUCGGAGUGGAGAAGAAGGCAAGCAGAAGUCGCCAGAUCCUCGAUGACUUCAUAUAUGCAAGGAUAGAGACGAGGAAGCAAGAGUUGGUGAAACUAGGAGGAAUUAACGACGACAACAAUGCCAACGAUGUGUUGACACGACUUUUGGUAACGGGACAAGACAAGUCAGACAAGUUUGUGAGGGACACUGUGUUCAGCUUGAUAGGAGCUGGGAGAGACUUAAUCUCCUCUGCCCUAACUUGGUUUCUUUGGCUGGUCGUGACCCACCCGAAUGUCGAGGGAAGAAUUUUACACGAGAUCAAGCUAGUCAUGGACGUGCGGCGGGAUGAUGAUGAUGAUCAAGAUAGAUUGUUUUUUACCAAGGACGAGUUGAACAAAAUGGUGUAUCUUCAUGCCGCGAUUUGGGAGACCUUGAGGUUGUACCCACCCGCGCCAUUCGAGCACAAAUGCGUUGUGGAAGCGGAUGUGCUACCUAGUGGCCAUGGUGUGCCUAAAGGCACGAAGAUAUUGUUCUCCAUAUACUCGAUGGGUAGGAUGGAAGAGAUAUGGGGUGAAGAUUGUACGGAGUUCAAGCCGGAGAGGUGGAUUUCGGAAAAAGGGAACAUAAUCCAUGUUCCGUCGUACAAACUUCUCGCCUUUUUAGCAGGGCCAAGGACUUGUAUUGGGAAGGCUAUUGCUUUCUUGCAGCUCAAGUCCAUGGCCAGUGCCGUUCUCUGGAACUACAAGUUCGAUAUGGUGGAGGGUCAUGUCGUGAAGCCGACACCUACUAUGAUAUUGCUUAUGAAAGAUGGGUUGAAGAUGAGGGUUUCCAAAAGGAGUUUAGUUUAA
Molecule: messenger RNA, 1449 nt
Organism: Linum tenue
Lineage: Eukaryota; Viridiplantae; Streptophyta; Magnoliopsida; Malpighiales; Linaceae
Source: the annotation of a GenBank genome assembly